AUGCACCGUCAAGGCACCGUCCGAGCUCCGCUUUCCCGUAUUGUUGAUCGUAAGUAAUUGCCGGAAAUGCGCAUUGCUUUGUUAUUUUUUCUGCAUGCGUCAAAUUGUCAGAAACAGAAGUGCAUUCGGUGAUUUCCAUCCACCCUUCAUCCCAUUUUCUUUUCUCUCGUCUCGAGACGUCGUCGUCGUCUGUCGUUUCGUUCGAAAAAUAUACAUUUCGGUGUCAAAAACAAGUAUUCGUUCAACGUCAGCAGCUAGCUAUUCAAGAAUGGCCUGUUAAUUGGUCGUGCCUGGCGAGCGACAAACCGCCAAAUGUUGUGUGCUCCAGAAUUCUCGUCGUCGUCGCAAAUUCGUAAUUAUGUUAGAUAGAGCCGUUCCCAAAUGUUAGUGUUUGCCCGGCGAGAAAAGAUGGAUGUCGUGCUCUUGUGUCGGGUAGACAAAUCGUAGGCGAAGGAAAAUAGCGAAAAUGGGAAUAUGUCCGGGGAAAAAAAGAAAAAGAGAAAGAGAAAUUGAUUCGGUUUGCAGCUCACCAGAAAGUUCAUUACACUGCUUGUGGAUGGAUUAUUACGGUUAUCAGUUAUCUCAUCGUUCUCUUCACUUUGCCCCUCUCCGCAUUUUUUUGCCUUAAGGUAAGUUUGAAUCUCAGUAAGUAGCUGUAAAUUAAGAAAACGCUUCAGGUAGUUCAAGAGUAUGAGCGUGCAGUUAUAUUUCGUUUGGGUCGUCUGAAACACGGCGGAGCAAGAGGACCCGGCAUAUUCUUCAUUAUUCCAUGCAUAGAAUCGUUCAAGAAAAUCGAUCUUCGUGUUGUGUCAUUCGAUGUUCCUCCCCAGGAAGUAUGAAAAACGUUGGAACGUUCACGUGUAAUUUUCAUAAUUUUCAGAUUCUCUCGAAAGAUUCGGUAACUGUUUCGGUGGAUGCUGUAAUAUACUUCAGGAUAUCCAAUGCCACCGUCUCGGUGAGUCGUCUGUCUCUCCUCUUUUUUUGGGUAUUCCAUCUAAAAAAAAUGAGUAUUCAAUCCAACCAUUUCAUCUCACAAUUCCAUUAAAUUUCCUCGGUCCUGCUCCUUCGCUCUUUUCCUUCUUUUUUCACGCAACUAUAUACUUUUGCGCUCGUCUCCCCUUCAUCGGUUUGUUGGGCGACCACGCCGCAGUCCUCUUUCUCUGCCGCGCUCCCUCUCUGUUUAUCUCUGACCAACUGGGCACCCCUCUCACGUGCUUCCGUGGCGCAAUAGGCAGCGCGUUCGGCUGUUAACCGAAAGGUUGGUGGUUCGAGCCCACCCGGGAGCGAAACUUUUUUGCAUCCUCUAAACAAGUGUAUCUUAUCGAUGAUUUUGCUUAGGUUAUCAACGUGGAAGAUGCAGCCAGAUCUACCAAACUACUCGCUCAAACCACAUUGCGUAACUUUUUGGGAACUCGGACGUUGGCUGAGAUGCUAUCCUCAAGAGAUGCCAUUUCUAUGCAAAUGCAAGCCGCGCUUGAUGAAGCCACUGAUCCGUGGGGCGUAAAAGUGAGAUUAUCCUCACAAUUCGAAAACAAUUAUUGUUUUCCAGGUCGAGAGGGUUGAGAUCAAAGAUGUUCGUCUUCCAAUACAACUUCAGAGAGCGAUGGCCGCUGAGGCCGAAGCAGCGAGAGCCGCCGGCGCAAAAGUAUCCUAUGACAAUAAGUGUCACUUUAAAAUUAUUUGUUUGCAGAUAAUCGCUGCCGAGGGAGAGCAGCUCGCGUCCAGGGCAUUGGCCGAUGCCGCCGAUGUGGUACGCGUUAAUCAUUCGGGGAUGCGUCUUGAAUUUUCUUUUCUGUUUUCAGAUUGCACAAUCGCCAUGCGCCAUUCAACUCAGAUAUCUUCAAACAUUGAAUAGCAUAAGGUAAAACUUGAACAGAACUUUUUCCGAUUCCAACAAUUUUUGUUUUCAGUUCGGAGAAGAAUAACACAAUCAUCUUCCCGUUCCCAACCGAACUGAUUGCGAAGUUCUGUCAAUCUGCUGCCUCGUGA
Messenger RNA from Caenorhabditis sp. 36 PRJEB53466, 1989 nucleotides. Lineage: Eukaryota; Metazoa; Nematoda; Chromadorea; Rhabditida; Rhabditidae. The record is from the annotation of a GenBank genome assembly.